AUGAGUUACGAUUCUUAUAGUACCCCAUUAUCUUCUAGAUACGCAUCAAAAGAGAUGUCCCAAAUCUUCUCCUUAAGAAAUAGAUUUUCAACUUGGAGAAAAUUAUGGUAUAACUUAGCCAUUGCUGAAAAGGAAGUUGGGUUAUCCAUUAUUAGUGAUGAAGCCAUUGAACAAAUGAAAAAUCAUUUGGAAAUCACUGAUGAAGAAAUCGAAGCUGCUUCCAAAGAAGAAGCUAUCGUUAGACAUGAUGUUAUGGCUCAUGUUCAUGUUUUUGGUAAUGUUUGUCCAAGUGCUUCUGGUAUUAUUCAUUUAGGUGCUACCAGUUGCUUCGUCACUGAUAAUGCUGAUCUUAUCUUUUUAAGAGAUGCUUAUGAUGUGAUUAUUCCAAAAUUAGUUAAUGUUAUUAAUAGAUUAAGUCAAUUUGCUUUGGAACAUAAAGAUUUACCUGUUUUAGGAUGGACUCAUUUCCAACCUGCUCAAUUAACUACCGUGGGUAAAAGAGCUACUUUAUGGAUUCAAGAAUUAUUAUGGGAUUUAAGAAAUAUGGAAAGAGCUAGAAAUGAUAUUGGAUUAAGAGGAGUUAAAGGUACAACUGGUACUCAAGCUUCAUUCUUAUCUUUAUUCCAUGGUGAUCAUGAUAAAGUUGAACAAUUAGAUCAAAGAGUGGUUGAAUUAUUAGGUUUUGAACAUGUUUAUCCUGUUACUGGUCAAACUUAUUCAAGAAAAAUCGAUAUUGAUGUUUUAUCUCCAUUAGCUUCAUUUGGUGCUACUGCUCAUAAAUUUGCUACUGAUAUUAGAUUAUUAGCCAAUUUAAAAGAAGUCGAAGAACCAUUUGAAAAAUCUCAAAUUGGUUCAUCUGCCAUGGCUUAUAAGAGAAAUCCAAUGAGAUGUGAAAGAGUUUGUUCAUUAGCUAGACAUUUAGGUGGUUUAUUCAGUGAUGCUGUUCAAACUGCUUCUGUUCAAUGGUUUGAAAGAACUUUAGAUGAUUCUGCCAUUAGAAGAAUCUCUUUACCUUCUGCCUUUUUAACUGCUGAUAUUUUAUUAUCUACCAUGCAAAAUAUUACAAGUGGAUUAGUUGUAUAUCCAAAAGUUAUUGAAAGAAGAAUUAAUUCUGAAUUACCAUUCAUGGCAACUGAAAAUAUCAUUAUGGCCAUGGUUGAAAAAGGUGGUUCAAGACAAGAUUGUCAUGAAGAAAUUAGAGUAUUAAGUCAUCAAGCUUCAGCUGUUGUAAAACAAGAAGGUGGAGAUAAUGAUUUAAUUGAAAGAGUUAAAAAUACUGAAUAUUUCAAACCUAUAUGGGGAGAAUUAGAUCAAUUAUUAGAUCCAAAAACUUUUGUAGGUAGAGCUCCUCAACAAACUGAAAAAUUCAUUAAAAAUGAUGUAGCAAAGGCUUUAGAACCUUUUAAACAACAUAUUAAUGAUGAAACUGUUUCAUUAAGUGUUUAG
Messenger RNA from Scheffersomyces coipomensis, 1446 nucleotides. RefSeq names its product adenylosuccinase (gene ADE13). Gene Ontology annotation, biological process: 'de novo' AMP biosynthetic process. NCBI's taxonomy places the organism in Eukaryota, Fungi, Ascomycota, Pichiomycetes, Serinales, Debaryomycetaceae. Gene Ontology annotation, cellular component: cytosol. Gene Ontology annotation, molecular function: (S)-2-(5-amino-1-(5-phospho-D-ribosyl)imidazole-4-carboxamido) succinate lyase (fumarate-forming) activity; N6-(1,2-dicarboxyethyl)AMP AMP-lyase (fumarate-forming) activity. Bases 1 to 1446 code for a protein of 481 amino acids. The record is from RefSeq and is a predicted model, not a curated record. The transcript has a single exon.